Messenger RNA from Penicillium soppii, 534 nucleotides. RefSeq lists its product as uncharacterized. Bases 1 to 534 code for a protein of 177 amino acids. Lineage: Eukaryota; Fungi; Ascomycota; Eurotiomycetes; Eurotiales; Aspergillaceae. The transcript has 2 exons. The record is from RefSeq and is a predicted model, not a curated record.
AUGCGCCCCUCAACCCUAGCCCAGUUCAUUCUCCCAUCAGCAAUCCUCGCCAGCACCCCAUAUGCACCCCUCGGCUCCACCCUCAACGUAACCGUGCUCGGCGCGCGCCACAACCGCUCCACUCUAGAGUGCUGGGCUCUGAAUUCGGGCUUUGAAACAUCCGACCAGGCCGGCAUUGCCGGUUCUUCCAUUCUGGAUCUCGGUACUGUCGGCGGUAAUGCGUCAUUUACGGCCCUACCGGCUGGGUUUGAUGGUGGAAGGCAUAACGCACCGGCUUUGCUAUGGGUGGUGUUUCUCUCCGGCCUGGCUCAUAUCACACUCCCCAACUCGACGACCGAGGCUUGGGUAGAAGGUGGCAAGAAUGGAGCCAUUCUGGCACUCGACACUGCCGAUGUCAGUGCCUUGGGCCACUACACCACUUAUCCCUCGCAGGAGCGGACAACGGCCUUACAGAUUCCCCUUGGAGAGAAGGGGGUACCCAGCCAUCGGGUUCUGCAUAUGGGUCCUUGUAAGGGGGAGGACUUGCUUGUAUAG